This is a messenger RNA of Haliotis rubra (blacklip abalone), 1960 nucleotides long. RefSeq names its product beta-1,3-galactosyltransferase 1-like. The coding region runs from base 51 to 980 and encodes 309 amino acids. Gene Ontology annotation, cellular component: membrane. Lineage: Eukaryota; Metazoa; Mollusca; Gastropoda; Lepetellida; Haliotidae. The transcript has 2 exons. The record is from RefSeq and is a predicted model, not a curated record. Gene Ontology annotation, molecular function: hexosyltransferase activity.
UGCGAGGGCUUUCAUUACCGCUGUAUUGGAUCUAGCGUGAAGGGGGCGGAAUGGGUGUGGAAUGGUUGUGUUCUCUUUGCAAGGGAAUGCUUAGUAUUAUCCGCUGUCCGGGGAGGUCCAGGGCGAAGACAUGGCGGUUGGUACCAGCAAUCUGCUUAGUGUGUGUCAUGUAUUGGCUGAGAAGUCGCUUUGAGUUUGAGACGGAUACACGAGGAGACAAUGUCGCACCCCAAAUUUCUUCAAGCAAUGAAGUCGUGCGAUAUUUAAGCCUUAAAGACACUGAAGAUGCUGAUGUUUUGGAUAAUUUACAUCAGUACAAAUUCUCAAUUAACUCCCAAAACUGUAGGGGCAGGCUCUCUGUGGUGGCGAUAGUCCAUACUGCUAUGUACCAUGUCAAAAAGCGUCAGAAGAUUAGACAGACCCUCAGGGGAUCCUCUGAACAUGGGUCAUUAUUGACUGUUGUUUUCUUUGUGGGACAAACUAUCAAUGCGUCACUACAGGCAGAAGUUAAAAGAGAAUCGAAGGAAUAUCGAGACAUUGUACAAGGGAAUUUCAUAGAUUCUUACCACAACCUGACCCACAAGCACAUGAUGGGUUACCACUGGGUUCUCACAUAUUGUAAACAUGUGCGAUAUGUUAUCAAAAUGGACGAUGAUGUCGUUUUACAUACAAACAACGUGUUGAGGUACCUGUUGUCGAACCCUGUCCCUGAUGGAAAUAUACUGUGCUUCCUUAUCGUGCAUAGCAAAAGGCAGAAGAAAGGAAAGUGGAACAUGUCUAAGAAGGAGUACCCCUUCCAUUCGUACCCCCCAUAUUGUGGGGGGUUUGCCUACAUAACAACGCUGCCCGUUAUCAAGAUGCUAUACGACACUUCAGCUCACAUAAAGUCAAUAUGGAUUGAUGAUGCGUAUGCAACCGGGAUUUUAGCACUUGCAUCGAACACGACACUGCAAGCAUUGCCCAAAGGGACGAGAUUUUGAGUGGCUGAGUAAGCCAUCCGAAUGUUAUAAAACAGAAGGGAUGUUCUUUUUUGUAUGUUGCUUACAGGAGCAGAGCUAUGUACUGGAUGGGAACGCUUAGCGGGCGAUGUUGUUAGCACAAGGACAUGUGUGAACACUGAGUGCGUGUCGGUCUGCAGGUGAUGCUAAUUACUAAAUAAACGUUAUCUCACGAACGAGGACGUGACCAUCAUUUGAUAGUGUCGCUUUUAUACAUAGAGGUCCACAAGGGCCGUUCUGUCUCAAUUUGUACCUUAGUUUGCACUGGAUGAAAAGACGGUCACAUUAUCAUGCACUUUCCAUAGUGUAAAUCUAUUCUUGUCCUGUGGUCCUUGAAGCCUUCCUUUCGUCAAUGUUGAGUUAUGCAUAAUUUGAAGCAAGGAGGUAUUACGUCAUAGCAUCAAUAUGUUUUCCUUCGGGAUUAUGAUUUUCCUUCUUGUAAUGUUUUGACACACAAAGAAAUUUCUUGAAACAUGUUUUGAAAUUUACCCCUCGAUGGCUUUUAUUGUUUAUGUAUGUGUUUAAUGUAUUAUGAAUGUAUAAGUUGGUUCAGUCACGAUAUAACUAAAAUACUGCCGGUGUGACUUAAAAUCUAAACUCACUCACUCAUUGAGAAUGUCCGCAUUAGGUCAUUACUACUCUCGGUACCGCCAAGUUUUCAUGUAUGCAGUCUACGUUUUGUGUAUUAUCUUGUUCUGGGCUUAAUAUUUACUGGACAGCUCACACGCUGAAGAAGUAAGUAUAUGUGAAAUGAUGACGGUGAAUGAAAUCACCUAAUUGUAUAUGCUCAACAAAGGAGAACGUGAGGCUAGAACAAUGUCUGAUUGCAUUGCUAUGUAUGCUGUCUGGGUCAGUAGAUUAUUUCCAAAAGUAAUAUAGGCCAUAUGCCCAUGUCACACAUCGAGAAUUACAGAGUGAGUGAGUUUGUUAUUAUAAAGACUGUCUCAGUAACAAUCGAAAAA